This is a messenger RNA of Trichoderma aggressivum f. europaeum, 555 nucleotides long. RefSeq lists its product as uncharacterized. Lineage: Eukaryota; Fungi; Ascomycota; Sordariomycetes; Hypocreales; Hypocreaceae. The record is from RefSeq and is a predicted model, not a curated record. The transcript has a single exon. The coding region runs from base 1 to 555 and encodes 184 amino acids.
AUGCUCUCCCAAACUCUCUUCCAUAUCAUCUCCUUGGCGCUCGUCGGCACCGCCAUCGCUGCCCCAAAGGCUCUCGUGUCUCCACGUUCUGCGCAGAUCUGUGACGACACUGAGACGGGCGACCUCCUCUGCUACACUGCGCCUGACAACACGCCUCAAGACGUCGCUGUUGCUGAUGUAUCCUAUGUCGCGGCCUAUCUCCGCGCAUAUGGAGCGCAGACCAAGGCCGGACGUCUAUACUCAAUGUCUGCAGCCGACGCCCCUGACUGUGCUGAAUGGACCGUCUAUUCCCACGGCACUGUUCAGGUCAUCGCUAAGCACAUUGACGCCACCGUCGACAGUAGCGUUCUCUAUGCUGACAUCGCCAAUACCAUUGACGGUGGAACCGGCGCAACGCCUGCCCAGCAAGCUGCUGCUCUCAUCGGCUGCGAUACUGACGGCGGCUCGCUCGGUGUCGUCUACAACGCUUCCAACCCGGCAUACUCGGCCACGACUUACCCUGUGGGAUAUACGCCUGAGGGCAUUCUCAUUAAGAUUGUGACGACAGGGGUUUAG